AUGGCGUGGAUGCGGUGUGAUGCCAUGAUCAAAGGAUGGCUCACUACCGCCAUGGACAAGGAGAUACGAAGCAGUGUGAAGUAUGCCAAUACUGCUCUCAAAAUAUGGAAUGACUUAUACGAAAGAUUUGGGAAGGAAAGUGCUCCAAGAGGAUAUGAACUCAAAGGUAUAUGGGAUGAAAUAGAUUCCGUUUUGCCGACUCCUCGAUGUGAAUGCAAUGGUUGCACGUGUAAUAUCGGAAAGAAAAUUACCGAUCUCAAGGAAAAGGAAAGACUCUAUGAGUUUUUAAUGGGUCUUGAUACUGAAUUCUCAGUCAUGAGGACCCAAAUACUAGCCACCAAGCCGACGCCAAGCCUCAGGACAGCCUACCAUCUGGUAGCGGAAGAUGAACAACAGCGAAAUAUUGUUGCUGGAAGAAAGACUACGACCACUCCGGAUGCCGCUGCCUUCCAAGUCUCACAAGUCAGCCGUGAGAAUCAGAGUCACAAAAAGGGCUGGCAAAAGACCGACAAGACAAGCUCUAACAACAAAUCCGGACACUGCACUUUUUGUGGCAAAGAUGGACACAUUAGAGACGGGUGCUUCAAGCUUGUCGGAUACCCAGACUAG
Molecule: messenger RNA, 609 nt
Organism: Lactuca sativa (garden lettuce)
Lineage: Eukaryota; Viridiplantae; Streptophyta; Magnoliopsida; Asterales; Asteraceae
Source: RefSeq, a predicted model, not a curated record